Molecule: messenger RNA, 1200 nt
Organism: Dicentrarchus labrax (European seabass)
Lineage: Eukaryota; Metazoa; Chordata; Actinopteri; Moronidae
Gene: aanat1
Product: arylalkylamine N-acetyltransferase 1
Exons: 3
Coding region: 212-820 (202 amino acids)
Biological process (GO): response to light stimulus; circadian rhythm
Cellular component (GO): cytoplasm
Molecular function (GO): aralkylamine N-acetyltransferase activity
Source: RefSeq, a predicted model, not a curated record
ACACUAGGGGUAUAAAUACUGACGCUGUGCCACUCUCCGCUCAGUCCUUACGCGCAGUCCAGUUACGCACGGAUCAGCCUUUUAGACGAAGAGAUAGGCUGUUAAAGGAGAUAGCAGCUGCAAGCCAGAGAGUAACAUCUCGACACACUACUCUUUGCUUUACUUUAAAAAUCGUUCGGCGUAAAUAAAAUAAAUAAAUAACAACAGGACCAUGUCGGUGGUGAGCGCAGUGCCGUUCAUGAAGCCGCUCCACAUGCGCUCCCCGGUGCCGCAGGGCCGCCGCCACACGCUGCCGGCCAGCGAGUUCCGCUCCCUCAGCCCGGAGGACGCCAUCAGUGUGUUCGAGAUCGAGAGAGAAGCCUUCAUCUCAGUGUCCGGUGAGUGUCCUCUCCACCUGGACGAGGUGCGUCACUUCCUCACACUUUGUCCUGAGCUGUCUCUUGGCUGGUUUGAGGAGGGACGUCUGGUGGCUUUCAUCAUCGGCUCAUUGUGGGACCAGGAGAGGCUUAGCGCGGAUGCCCUGACUCUCCAUAAGCCUCACGGGCCCACAGUCCACAUCCACGUCCUGGCUGUCCACCGGACCUUCCGCCAGCAGGGCAAAGGCUCCAUCCUGAUGUGGCGCUACCUGCAGUACCUCCGCUGCCUGCCCUAUGUCCGCCGUGCUGUGCUCAUGUGUGAAGACUUCCUGGUUCCCUUCUAUCAGAAGUCUGGUUUCAAGGUGCAGGGCCCUAGUGACAUCACGGUGGGGCCCCUCACCUUCAUCGAGAUGGUCUACCCAGUCAGGGGCCACGCCUUCAUGCGCCGUAACAGUGGCUGUUGAGGACAGAGGGACUUAGUGUGGAUUCUAACUCAGUGGUGGUGGGACACCCUCCCCUUGGAAACAAAAUGAGGGGACAUGUGAGCAGCUUUGUUGUACACGAGCAAGGAGCGCAGCCUUUGUGGUCAUCACUGUGAGUGAGACUUGUUCAGCAGGCGGUAAGGUGUGUGUCUGCAGGGAGCAGAAAACACGCAGCUGCCAUCCAGCUGCCAGAAACAGCUGUUUUUAAAGGUGGUCGGAAACUACAACUAUGUUGAUCUGUAGUUUAGUGUGAAAGCACGAAAACCAAAUCAUUAGAGCAAAGUCCUGAAAGAAUGUAAGGACUUGUUUUAAUUUUCUUUUUUGUAUAAAACGAUUUUAUUUUGAUACAUUUAUUAUCAUAU